Molecule: messenger RNA, 1227 nt
Organism: Procambarus clarkii (red swamp crayfish)
Lineage: Eukaryota; Metazoa; Arthropoda; Malacostraca; Decapoda; Cambaridae
Source: RefSeq, a predicted model, not a curated record
AUGAGGACAGGUGAGCGGAACAGUGUGGAGGAGCCGUCAGAGGAGCCACCAGAGGAGCCACCAGAGGAACCACCAGAGGAGCCCCCAGAGGAACCACCAGAGGAGCCACCAGAGGAACCACCAGAGGAGCCACCAGAGGAGCCACCAGAGGAACCACCAGAGGAACCACCAGAGCCACCAGAGGAGCCACCAGAGGAACCACCAGAGGAGCCACCAGAGGAGCCACCAGAGGAUCCACCAGAGGAGCCGUCAGAGGAGCCACCAGAGGAGCCACCAGAGGAUCCACCAGAGGAGCCACCAGAGGAACCACCAGAGGAACCACCAGAGGAACCACCAGAGGAGCCACCAGAGGAGCCCCCAGAGGAGCCCCCAGAGGAUCCACCAGAGGAUCCACCAGAGGAACCACGAGAGGAGCCCCCAGAGGAUCCACCAGAGGAACCACCAGAGGAGCCACCAGAGGAGCCACCAGAGGAGCCACCAGAGGAACCACCAGAGGAGCCCCCAGAGGAACCACCAGAGGAACCACCAGAGGAGCCACCAGAGGAGCCACCAGAGGAGCCCCCAGAGGAUCCACCAGAGGAACCACCAGAGGAGCCCCCAGAGGAGCCCCCAGAGGAGCCCCCAGAGGAGCCCCCAGAGGAGCCACCAGAGGAGCCACCAGAGGAGCCACCAGAGGAGCCACCAGAGGAGCCCCCAGAGGAACCACCAGAGGAGCCCCCAGAGGAUCCACCAGAGGAUCCACCAGAGGAGCCACCAGAGGAGCCCCCAGAGGAGCCCCCAGAGGAGCCACCAGAGGAGCCACCAGAGGAGCCACCAGAGGAGCCACCAGAGGAACCACCAGAGGAGCCCCCAGAGGAACCACCAGAGGAGCCCCCAGAGGAUCCACCAGAGGAACCACCAGAGGAGCCACCAGAGGAGCCACCAGAGGAACCACCAGAGGAGCCCCCAGAGGAGCCCCCAGAGGAGCCCCCAGAGGAGCCACCAGAGGAGCCACCAGAGGAGCCACCAGAGGAGCCACCAGAGGAGUCACCAGAGGAGCCCCCAGAGGAACCACCAGAGGAGCCACCAGAGGAGCCACCAGAGGAGUCACCAGAGGAGCCCCCAGAGGAACCACCAGAGGAGCCACCAGAGGAGCCACCAGAGGAGCCACCAGAGGAGUCACCAGAGGAACCACCAGAGGAGCCACCAGAGGAACCACCAGAGGAACACAAACAACAGCCAGUCUAG